AUUCAAAAUACAUUUAUCCCUGAUGCUGACAAAAACGUAUGUAAGACUGUAAAUUCAACGAAAGUCACAAAAAAAUUCUGAAAAAAUGUUUUGGCCAAAUUUUCUGGCAUGUAAAUAAAUAAAAAUAAUUUUAGUAAUUCCAACUGAUCUAAAAACACGUAUUUAAAAACACAGAUCUGACUUAACUUCAGACAGUGAGUACAAAAAGGUGUGUCUUUUUAUUCAGCGCAUGUAAAUAUCAGGUUUCAGCUGCAUACAAUAAAAAGUGAUGAACUUCCUCUAGUUUGGUAACUUGUUACUGAGGGUUUUAGUUAUCAGACAGAAUCUGAAGCUUCUCAACUCUUCAAGUCCUGAUUUUAGGUAAAGAUAGAAAUGUUACCAAACAGUACUGAUGGAAGUCAAGAGGUUCCACCAUGCAGCAGAGACGGUGACAACAGGCUGGGAGCUCAGCUGUCCAUCCUCUACUACUUCAUGUUUCUCUUCAGUCUGCUUGGCAACGGGCUUGUUCUGUUCAUCAUCUACCGCAUCGAGAGGCUGAUCACUGUGACCAACAUCUUGCUGCUGAACCUGGUGGCGUCCUCCCUCAUCUUCAUGAGCAGCCUUCCCUUUGUGGCCGUCUACAUGCAGCUCUCUGAAUGGAUUUUUGGCUCAGCUAUGUGCAAGAUCGUCUUCAGUGCCUACUACCUGGGCUUCUACAGCUCAGUUUUCUUUUUAACUCUGCUGAUGUUUGACCAACAUCUGGCUGUUGUGUAUUCGCUGCCUGCUGCUCAUGUGAGGAAUCGACGUUACGCAGUCAUUUCCUGUGUGGUGGUGUGGCUGGUGAGUGGUUUGGCUUGCAUCAGGCCGAUGCUUUCCCUCAACACUUUCACGUAUUUAAACAGUUCAAUGCAUUGUGAUUAUUAUCCCAUUGAACUCCCGAAUAUGGAUGUAGUGGUAACUGCUGGAUUUUAUAUCCAGCUUUUUGUGUUCUUCAUUCUCCCUCUGGCUGCUAUUAUCUACUGCAACGUCAGGAUCACAAUCACUGUCCUAUCAACAAGAAUAGCUUCUAAAUUCAAGACAGUCAGGCUGGUCUUAGUCAUCAUACUGCUGUGUUUUAUCUGCUGUACUCCAUUCAGUGUUGUUGUAGUGCUUUUGGAACGUGAACCCAAUAGCUGUGAGGAAUCACAGAAACUCGGUUACGCCCUUCAGAUCACUCGUAACAUGGCAUACUUUUACUUUUGCAUCAGUCCUUUCUUCUACACGUUGCUCGGGGCCAAAUUCCAAGAUCAUGUCAGACAGUUGUUGGUGAAAUGUUUCCCACGAUUGAAGACAGAUAUUUCUCUGGCUGAAUGCAGCCCAGCUACCCUGCCAACAAAACAUCCAACAAAAGACAAAACUUUGGACAGCAAUGCUUAG
Gambusia affinis (western mosquitofish) is the source of this 1395-nucleotide messenger RNA. RefSeq names its product C-C chemokine receptor type 8-like. Gene Ontology annotation, molecular function: chemokine receptor activity. NCBI's taxonomy places the organism in Eukaryota, Metazoa, Chordata, Actinopteri, Cyprinodontiformes, Poeciliidae. The record is from RefSeq and is a predicted model, not a curated record. The transcript has 3 exons. The coding region runs from base 373 to 1395 and encodes 340 amino acids. Gene Ontology annotation, cellular component: membrane. Gene Ontology annotation, biological process: immune response; chemotaxis; G protein-coupled receptor signaling pathway.